Molecule: messenger RNA, 2487 nt
Organism: Coregonus clupeaformis (lake whitefish)
Lineage: Eukaryota; Metazoa; Chordata; Actinopteri; Salmoniformes; Salmonidae
Product: protein FAM53C-like
Exons: 5
Coding region: 253-1458 (401 amino acids)
Biological process (GO): protein import into nucleus
Cellular component (GO): nucleus
Source: RefSeq, a predicted model, not a curated record
GGUGCUGCUUUCGGUUGCUAAGGUGACGAGGAGGGCAGGUAAAUUCGUCUUCAUCAUCAUCAUCAUCAUCAUCAGCGAGGUGAGGUGAACAAGAUGUUGAUGAUGACUGUGUCACAGUGAGGUUGGAAGGGUCUGUCUGGCCGGUUGAGGUGCGGAGGGGACUCCACAUACCUCGCCAGGAGUCUGACGGCCUGACAAACACCCAAUCCCCCCCUCUCCUCCUCCCUUCCUCCUUGGCAUCUGCAAGUCGCCAUGGUGACGCUCAUUACAGAGCAACUCCGCAAACAGAAUCUGGAGGAGCCCCCUUACCACAGGUCUUUCUCUCUCAACGUGUCAUUGCCUGAAGUGGGUUCCAGCCCCACUAUGUGUUGGAGCGGGUAUGGGUUGACUCCAGAGAGCAGUUGGUCUAUGUUCCCAUCCUCCAAGACCCACCUGCAGGAUGCCUCCUCUGUCCUGUCAUCCCUGGACCCACUCGGGACGCCUUUCCCUCUCCCCAGCACCUCUGUGACAGACCUGUCCCUGCAGAGCUCCCCGCCGCCGCCCCCUCCUCCUCCCAAACGCCACUGCCGCUCCCUGUCUGUCCCCGAAGACCUGUCCCACUGCCGCACCCCCUGGCGCCCCAGCGCCUCCAAGAUCUGGACCCCAGUCAAGCGCCGCUGCCACAGUGGAGGGGGUGUGGCCAGCAUGGGGGUUGGCUCCUUGGUGGGUUCCGUACCCCUCCGAGGCCCCAGCUCCUCCCUCACCUCCUCCCUGCACUCCUCCUCCAGCCCCACCUUCUUCAGCCUGGCCAUGUCCCCUGACUCCCCUCUCCCCUGGGGCUGUCCCUGGGACCACUAUGACCCGCCCAGGGGGGGUUGCACCGGCUUCUUCCCCGCCCCCUCCUCCUGCUCCUCCUCCCCGGCCUCACUGGGUUCCUGUCGGCCCUUGCAGCAACGCCGCUUCUCCCUGUCCCCUGUGCACAUCCUGCCUCCCCGGCCCUCCCCCUCCCCCUCUCCUGCUCCAGGUCUAUCCCCUCGCUACCCUGGGAUGGAGCCCCCGGCCCCCUCUCCCUCCUCAGCCUGCAGUUCCCCGUCGUCCUCGAGGCGCGACCUGCCCCCCUGUCUCCCACGCUGCCACUCUCAGCCCUGUGACCUGCGUAAGCCCGGCCUGAAGAGACGCCAUGACCCGGACACUCUGCCCUACUACAUCAGGCCUGGCCUGGACUUCAGCAAGAUGACUCCGAUUCGCAGUGGGGAGCCCCUGGUGUGUGGAGCGGCUGUCUAUAUGUGUCUAGAGCCUGUUCCAGGGGACUUCAGAGGAGCCUUCUCCCCUGCAGACCUGGGAAGAACCAGCAUUGGACCACUGAGUGAAAGUGAGGAAGAGGAGAACACAAAUAUGGGUGUGCUAGAGGCCGGACAGCAGAGUGUGUUUGAGAGAGACUGCACAGAACUGGACUUGAACCUCAUUGAGGAGAAUUGAAAGAGUUCCCUGGUGCUCUGUGUGUGAUUGACUGCAUUCAUCAUCAUCAUAUUACCCCCCCCCCACUCAAAGGGGCCACAUUAGGAGCCCUUCAUAUCACUGGCUGACUAGAUUAAUAAGGAUCAAUAUUAGCAUUAGUGUAAUGCUAGAGCAACUUCAACAAGCUCACUUUAUUCAGCAUUUCAGGACAAUUCUGUCGUUCUGCCUGUCCAUACUCUGUGGGUAAAUGUAUAUACCCAGAAACAUAAUGGAGAUGGAUAAGACAUGAUGCAUUCUGAAGGUACAUUAUGUAAUAAUGGAGAUGGCUAAGACAUGAUGCAUUCUGAAGGUACAUAACGUAAUAGACGCUUUCUAAUAAUCAGGGUAGUGGCGUGCUACCAUUACGACAACUAUAAAAAUGAUGAUGCAGGUUGCUUGCGAUGGACACUCCUGUCGGCAGGAUACAUUCCAGAACGUAUGGCCAGUUGAGUUGCCGAAGGCCCCCUGAAAAGCUUUCACACACGUCUGCUUUCAUGGGUGUAGGCUUAAUGCGCUCUCUGACGCAGUUGAUUUGGCCCAGUGGAAUACCCACACACCUGUAAAGGGAAUCAAGGAGGGUACCCAUGUGCUUUCCUCAUAGCUGGUAAAUUGAUAUUUUACUGCUUCUGUUUCCCUUGCUUCUUAGACAAUGCAUUAAUUUGUUUUCCACCAUUGGAUGAAUUCAAUAUUGUACAUUAAUCAUGCCUUAAGCGGAGUGUAAAAAAAGAGGUGUUUCUGCUCUACUGGUUUUUGUGCAUAACAUCCAGAUGUUUUCUUCUUGGUCUCUCAUAGAAAUGGAACCUAGAUACUACAUUAUAUUUCUAUAGUCUGUCCAUUCUGAUUCAGUUUCCUACUAAUGAACAGAUCACACUUGCACUGUAAUAGGAUUUGAAUAAUUGACUGGACGCUGCAGUUGGAUCCUAUAGGGCACUAUGUAAUGUACUGUACAGUGGUCACAUGUGGAAACCAUUUUGUGUGAGUGUGUGACUGCGUUUAGACAGGCAGCCCAAU